Sorex araneus (European shrew) is the source of this 1160-nucleotide messenger RNA. It is a transcript of the gene IGSF5, whose product is annotated as immunoglobulin superfamily member 5. The transcript is spliced from 8 exons. The record is from RefSeq and is a predicted model, not a curated record. NCBI's taxonomy places the organism in Eukaryota, Metazoa, Chordata, Mammalia, Eulipotyphla, Soricidae. Bases 1 to 1152 code for a protein of 383 amino acids. Gene Ontology annotation, biological process: cell-cell adhesion.
AUGGAUGUCUACAUCAAAUUGAAAAUUCUGAAGCUGACCGUAUUACAGGCCGACGCCAGCAACCAGAUCCUCGAGGGCCCCCGGGAUGCCACGGUGCUGGCGGGCUCCGAGGCCCGCUUCAACUGCACCGUGUCGCCGGGCUGGCAGCUCCUCAUGUGGACGCUGAACGGAGUGGUGGUGCUGAGCCUCACGCCCAGCGAGGUCAUCGUCACCAACGAGCGCUUCACCGAGCAGAGCUACCCCGUGGGCGCAGGCGGCGGCAACAUCUCGGAGCUGACCAUCCACUCGGUGCAGCUGGGCGACGCGGGCCAGGUCAGCUGCAGCCUCCAGGGCAACGGCCAGAGCAGCACGGCCGUCCUCUCCGUCCAAGCUGUGGGGACACUGUCCAUCCCCAAGACCGGACCUGUGCUCAGGAACCAGCCUUGCAAUGUCACCUGCAACGCCUCGGGCUGGACCCCACUGCCAGAACUCUCCUGGGAGCUGGAGAUCCCGGCGGUCAACUCAAGCUACAGCAACGUCCUGGAGCCUAACAACCCCAACAGCACGUCCAGUGUGCUGACGCUCGUGCCCCAGGACAGCGGGCCCGUGACGUGUGUGGCACGCAUGAGGGGGCUGUCUGAGCCCAGGUCGGUCACCGCCAACCUCACGGUGGUCUCUUCCCUGGGUGGCAGCGGGCCGGGUCCGGCCUUGCCCACCUGGGCCAUCGUGCUCCUGGCCGUCUCGCUUACGCUGCUGUUGAUCCUGAUUAUCACCCUGGUGGUGAUAUUCUGCUGCUACUACCCCCGGAGGCGCGAGAAGAAAGCAUGGAGUUACCAGAGUGAAGUAAGGAAACCUGCGGACGUGAAACCAAGUUCAACCUCGGAUGUCAAGACCAGAGGCGGAGAGGAGAACUCGGGCUACAUCUCUGACGAGCGGCAGACCCACAGCGAGAGGGCGGGCGGGCAGAGGCAAGACCCACCCAGGCGGCACAGCAGAGAAGAGAUCACUGCUGCUCUCCCUGUCAAGUCCAGUGAACCCAGUGUUACGGAAGACAAAAGCAGCACACAGCCUCAGCAGGUGUCCGGACACCACCAGACGCGCCCAGGAAGCAGGACCCGUGUUUCCUUUGCGGUGGCAAGUCCUCGGACCGUCAGGAAUGCGACCUUGGUGUAGUGCUCUCC